This is a messenger RNA of Didymodactylos carnosus, 591 nucleotides long. NCBI's taxonomy places the organism in Eukaryota, Metazoa, Rotifera, Eurotatoria, Philodinida, Philodinidae. The record is from the annotation of a GenBank genome assembly.
CUCCUCGAAUGUCAAUAUGUCGCUAAUUUACGUUCAAGUGGCGUCAGGUGUCACUACUCUACUAUUCUACACGGAAGGACGGACGGACAUUUCGUUUGUAUGACCCAAGACUUUCAGUCAAGGGAAUUAUACAAUCCAAAUUUUAUUUAAUGAUAAUAGUAAUAGAUGAAUUAGAAACUGUUAUUAAUAUAAAAUUCAAUUAAAAAAUGUCUUGAUGAUAAUCAAACCUCUAUUACCGAUCAACGUGCUACACAAGCCUUCACAGAAUUAGAACAUCUUAUUUAUCAGUUAUAUAAAAAACCAUUAUCAAACAAAUUAUAUCGACGUGCUCGACGUGAAUAUAAACAAGUUAAAAAACUUCAAAAAUUCUUACACAGUCGACCUGAUAUUAUUCUAUGUCAAAUUGAUAAAAGUUCAGGAUUUUAUAUUGAAGAUGCUCAAACAAUUGAAUUAAAAGCAUAUGAAUAUAUGGCUACAACAAAUGCUUACCAAGAAAUUACAGAUGGUCAUUGUCCAUUAGCUGAAAAUUUACGUACCGUACAAAGUUUACUUCAAAAUCUUUUAGAACAAAAAGCAUAUAGCUCUUCAUAG